GAACCUGCCCGCGUCCUUGAUGGCUCUGUCUCUUUUGGCCGAAUCCGCGAUCCAAAAUGAGCGACAGCCAGCUCUGUAAUUGUAAGUCUGGCCAAUUUACCAGGAGACCUCGGAAAGGUUCAGUUGCGGUCCACUCUAGUUAACUUCACAAAGCUUGUCUGGUGACUUGGAAAGUCGUCGACUCAAAUUGCAAUUUACCCUGCCUCGUUUGCAAGUUACUCGCUUAGUCCGUGAUGACGACAUUAGGCAGAGCAAAGCGGGGGGUCGCUGUGGAGAAAGGCCGUGGGUCUGCUGAAAUGGGCCAGGAGGGCAAGGAGCCGGGUCCUGCGAAACGGACUGCCCGGCGGCUGGUGCGCACGCACCAAGAGGCGCUGCCGGCGGGUGAGAAUGUGAGCGAGCUAGACCGUGAGCGAGCGGAACGCAUGGCCAAGAACGCUGCAGCUCUGGCUGAAAUUGGCAUUGCUGGCGCGAUGGGAGACCUACGGCGCGCGCUGGCCCCGAAGCUAGAGUCUCUACCCAAUGCUAACGAGUCCCAACCGGAGCGCCGCAUAGCGCGGCCCAAGAGGGAACGCGGCGAGGUGGCGCCGCAGCGGCGCUCCACACGGGUAGCAGGCGCUGUUGCCGCGCAACUGCUGGUAGAUGGUGGUGACAGUGCUGAUGCGCUGGAGGACGGGUCGGGCGCGAAGCCGGGGCGUGGCGUUGGCAUAAUGUCACAGGAGGAGUACCUGGCCUCCAAAGGGCAGUCGUUGCCGGAGGGCUGGUUCAAGAGCGACGGCCGCUUCAAGGGCUGGGUGGCGCCGGACGUGUGCCAGAAACUGGGCUUGGCCACCAGUGCGGCAGAGGCGUGGGAGCAGGGUGGAGGCGGCAAGUUUCAGCGGAAAAUUAGCAAAUCGGACGUGCCGUCAAACCUCAAAGCCAAGGGCUGGUCGGACGCGCGCGCUUUCGCCGCCAGCCAGCUGCGAAAGAACCCCAACGCCUACUUUUACCGCCACACGGCGCCGGGGCAGCCCCAGGCACAGGGCGAGUGGACGGAGGAGGAGCACGAGAUCUUCAUAGCCACUGCGCGCAAGCACGGCGUGGGCGACAAAUGGGGCCUGUUCGCUUCCUACAUCCCUAACCGCGUAGGGUACCAGUGCUCAGCCUACUACACGCAGGUGAUCAUUCCCUCAGGCCGCAUCUUGGACUCGCGCUUCAGGAUGGACGCAUGGGGGGACGCCGUGUUUAUGGGCAACCGCGGCAAGGAAGACUAAGCAGGGGCAUCAUGUCGCCCCAGUUCAACGCCUUGCAUCAGCUCUGGUGGGAGUCUGUUGCAGGCGUACCAAGUGAUAGCCGAUGUGCCAGAUGCUAGUCGCUAGUUGCUAGUGCGAAUGGGACGCCCGUGAGUGGCGCUAUGUCCGUGCGUGGCGAUCAGCGGGGCGGGACGUGUGAAACGUAGUGGUGACGGUGACGCCGCAGGAGCGCAGCGCGCUGAUCAGGGCAGCGCAGCCGGUGCGCAGCACUGGUGUUGUGGUGGCGCCUUACCUCACGUCCGUGGGGUGUGCGCUGCGCAAGGAGCAAUUCUAGUUGUCAUGUUAUUAGGCAGGCAUGAUUGGCUGGUUCACUAGGACUUGGCGAGGUUGGUACUCAGCUUGCGUGGCGGUCUUUUGCUUGGUGUCGUCCACUAUGGCUUUCCUCAUCAUUCUGCGCCUCGGGCCCUUUACUUGCAACCUCGCGACAGUCCUUUGUCUAUGGAGUGGUGCAAAGGCGCACCCGUGCCUGCUGGCAGCGUCAACUACCGGCGGGGGGAGCCCGCCGCCGACGGCGGUAGAGGGCGGCCGUCUUGGAAGCGAAGGCCUCCAUGUCCGCGCGUUCGAGCGGGUUGGGUGGUGGUGUGGCCUCGUCGUACUUCCACAGGCUGUUGCGUGACUUGGCCACAGUCAGCGCGUGGAUGAGGGACGCCAAUCCCGCCUG
Messenger RNA from Chlamydomonas reinhardtii, 1950 nucleotides. RefSeq lists its product as uncharacterized. The record is from RefSeq and is a predicted model, not a curated record. NCBI's taxonomy places the organism in Eukaryota, Viridiplantae, Chlorophyta, Chlorophyceae, Chlamydomonadales, Chlamydomonadaceae. The transcript has 9 exons. The coding region runs from base 297 to 1250 and encodes 317 amino acids.